Messenger RNA from Megalops cyprinoides (Indo-Pacific tarpon), 3172 nucleotides. It is a transcript of the gene ints4, whose product is annotated as integrator complex subunit 4. The coding region runs from base 66 to 2987 and encodes 973 amino acids. Lineage: Eukaryota; Metazoa; Chordata; Actinopteri; Elopiformes; Megalopidae. The record is from RefSeq and is a predicted model, not a curated record. Gene Ontology annotation, cellular component: integrator complex. Gene Ontology annotation, biological process: snRNA processing. The transcript is spliced from 23 exons.
CGCACAGCCGUUAGCUAGCUAGGUUGCUAAUCGUCAUUAGCUAUUGCAUACUCUUGGUUUUAACAAUGGCAGCGCACUUAAAAAAACGAGUGUACGAGGAGUUUUCAAAAGUUGUUCAGCAACAUCCACAUGAAGAGGUUCCGGCGAAGAAGCUGCGUUUGACCAAACCCAGCAAGUCUGCAGCGCUGCACAUCGACUUGUGCAAAGCGAGUACCCCCACAGAUGCACUCCAGUAUCUCCUGCAGUUUGCCCGAAAGCCUGUGGAGGCCGAGAGUGUGGAAGGGGUAGUGCGCAUCCUCCUCGAGCAUUACUACAAGGAAACAGACAGUUCUGUUAGAUUGAAGAUUGCAUCUCUCCUUGGUCUGCUAUCUAAAACUCAGGGCUUCUCUCCUGACUGCAUAGUGGACGAUGCCAUUAACACGCUCAACAAUGAAAAAUCCCACCAGGUUCUGGCCCAGCUCCUGGACACAUUGCUGGUCAUUGGCACCCAGCUCCCAGAGAACCUGAGUCUCAGGAACAGGCUGAUAGAGGUGGCGUGUAAGCACCUGACAGACACAUAUUUCGGAGUGAGAAACAAGUGCCUCCAACUUUUGGGGUGUUUGGGCUCUGUGGACAAGCCUCUGUCCAAGGAGAAUGAGGGUGUGGUGGCAGGUGUGGCUCCGAGGGACACACAGAGCAUCAUCAGUGAUUACUUUGGGGACCAGGACCCAAGAGUCCGCACAGCAGCCAUCAAAGCCAUGCUGCAGCUACAUGAAAGAGGGAUUAAACUACAGCAAACAAUUUACAACCAGGCUUGUAAGCUUCUGUGUGAUGACUAUGAGCAGGUCCGCUCAGUGGCUGUGCAGAUGGUGUGGGUCCUGAGCCAGCUCUAUCCCGAGAGCAUUGUCCCCAUUCCGUCAUCCAGUGAAGAAAUCAGGCUGGUUGAUGACUCCUUUGGGAAGAUCAGCCACAUGGUCAGCGAUGGGUCAUGGGUUGUGAGGGUCCAAGCUGCUAAAUUAUUGGGAUCCAUGCAGCAGGUCAGCCCACACUUCCUAGAGCAGACACUGGACAAGAAGCUGAUGUCUGACCUAAGGAGGAAGCGCACGGCUCACGAGAGGGCCAAAGAGCUGUACAGCUCCGGCGAGUUCUCCUCGGGCAGGAAGUGGGCGGAUGACGCCCCCAAGGAAAAGGUGGACACCAUGGCGGUGAACCUGAUAGACUCUGGGGCCUGCGGUGCGUUUGUCCAUGGCCUUGAGGACGAGAUGUACGAGGUGCGAAUUGCAGCAGUGGAGGCCCUGUGCGCGCUUGCUCAGUCCUCGCCCAGCUUCGCUGAGAAGUGCCUGGACUUCCUGGUGGACAUGUUUAACGAUGAGAUCGAGGAAGUGCGGCUGCAGUCCAUCCACGUCCUGCGGCAGAUCUCAACCCACAUCACACUCAGAGAAGACCAGCUGGACACUGUGCUGGCUGUACUGGAGGAUUCCUCACGAGACAUCCGGGAGGCGCUUCAUGAGUUGCUGUGCUAUACCAACGUCUCCACCAAGGAGUGCAUCCAGCUAGCCCUGCUGGAGCUCCUGAAGAACCUGACAAAGUACCCCACUGACCGCAACUCCGUCUGGAAGUGUUUGAAGUUUCUCGGGGCGCGGCACCCAACCCUGGUACUGCCAAUUGUGCCGGAGCUCCUGAGCACACAUCCGUACUUCGACACGCCCGAGCCUGACAUGGAUGACCCAGCAUAUAUUGCUGUAUUGGUGCUGGUUUUUAAUGCCGCCAAGUCUUGUCCCACCAUGCCAGCACUGUUCUCAGACCACACAUUCAGACACUACGCCUACCUGCGUGACAGUCUCUCUCACCUGGUGCCACAACUCAGGUUGCCGGGUGGGAAGCUGACCAGUGUGUCGGAGUCCUCUGGCCCAGCGUCAAGCCUGGAGUCGGCACAGCAGUUUCUGCAGGACAGCCUGAAUCGGGUCUGUAACGUCCAGCACCUGGAGGCCCCAGGGGCCCAAGACCUGCUGGAGUUCACCAUCAGAGAUCUGCAGAGGCUGGGGGAGCUGCAGACAGAGCUGGCCGGCGCUGCCGACUUCUGCGCCACUUACCUGCGCUGCCAGCUGCUGCUCAUGAAGGCUUUACAGGAGAAACUGUGGAAUGUGGCUGUCCCACUUUACCUAAAACAGAAUGCCAUGGUGUCUGCUGCAGUGAAACAGAUCCUGGAGGAGACGUACAAGCUGGAGUUUUUGUACAGUGGGCUGGAGACCCGGCAGGUGGCCACCAUCCACCACGUGCGGCUACAGGCCAAAGCACUCCAGCUGGUGCUGACCGCACGCACAAGACGAGGGGUUGAACCUCUCUUGAGUGUCUGUGAAAAGUUCCUUCAAGAAGUGGAUGCAUUUCAGAGACUUUUCAUCACAGAGCUGCCCCAUUUCCAGGACAGUUUUGUGGAGAAACUGCUGGAUCUGAUGCCCAGACUUGCAGCCUGCAAGCCCCUGGACCUGGUGAAGAUUCUGCAGACCACACUGCGGCAAAGUGGCUUCCUGCAACUCAAACUGCCUGAACAGAUCCACAGAGCCACUGCGACCAUCAUCGAGCCUACUGGAGAGUCCGACAACCCACUGAGGUUCACGUCUGGUUUGGUGGUGGCACUGGAUAUUGACGCCACAUUGGAGCACGUGCAAGACCCACAAACUUGGGUCAAAGUUCAGGUGCUGUAUCCUGAUGGGCAGUCGCAUGUCAUUCACCCCAAACCUGGGGAUUUCAGGAAGCCAGGACCAGGGAGACAUAGACUGAUUACACAGGUGUACCUCUCCCAUUCUGCAUGGACAGAACCAUGUCAGAUCGAAGUGAGGCUGCUCCUGGCCUACAGCUCCAGUGCCAGCAGGGUCCCUGUCUCAAAACUUCCAGCUUGGAAUGAGAGCACCGAUGGGCUCCCCUUUUCUGAGAGCUCAAUUGAGGGCACCAUCCCCUUCAGCAAGCCUGUCAAGGUCUUCAUCAUGCCCAAACCGGCCCGCCGCUAACCUGGGAAAAACCCUCACUUGUGGAACCAGCACACCACGCCCACUGGCCCCAUGUUGGGGCACAAUAAGACUUUACCUUAAGAAAUCCACAUAGGGCCAAUUGCAGGGCUCAUCACAAAGAUAAUGGGAAGCGGAGGAUAAGCCAGUAAAUAGUCUUUUGUGAAAAGUCUGUUACUGAAUACUGA